This is a messenger RNA of Annulohypoxylon truncatum, 1525 nucleotides long. Its product is annotated as acyl-CoA dehydrogenase NM domain-like protein. Gene Ontology annotation, molecular function: fatty-acyl-CoA binding; flavin adenine dinucleotide binding; glutaryl-CoA dehydrogenase activity. Gene Ontology annotation, biological process: fatty acid beta-oxidation using acyl-CoA dehydrogenase; fatty-acyl-CoA biosynthetic process. NCBI's taxonomy places the organism in Eukaryota, Fungi, Ascomycota, Sordariomycetes, Xylariales, Hypoxylaceae. The transcript has 3 exons. Gene Ontology annotation, cellular component: mitochondrial inner membrane. The coding region runs from base 88 to 1371 and encodes 427 amino acids. The record is from RefSeq and is a predicted model, not a curated record.
UAGCAGUUUAGCUCAAAUAGCGCACCGUCUAAACAGCUCUAAAUCCCAUAACGCUCACCUCAAUUUCUCCAAAUUAAGAGUGCAGUCAUGUUACGUCCAACGAUAUCCCGGGUUUCAAAACCACUGGUCGCUUCUGUUAGACAGUGGCAGGCUUUUAGGAGCUACGCUUCGGCUUCCAAGUCUCAAUUUGAAUGGAAUGAUCCAUUAGCAAGCAAGAACUUAUUUACCGAGGACGAAUUGGCUAUUUCGGAGACAGCAGAGCGAUAUUGUCAAGAACAAUUGCAACCGCGAGUUCUCCAGGCAUAUCGUGAUGAGCAUUAUGACCCCACUAUCUUGCUCGAGAUGGGUGAACUUGGCCUACUCGGUGCGAAUUUGCACGGUUACGGUUGUGCUGGGAUAUCAACUGUAGCGUCCGGUCUGAUCACCCGGGCCGUCGAACGAGUCGAUAGCGGCUACCGAUCGGGCAUGUCAGUGCAAUCCUCCUUGGUCAUGGGCGGAAUCUACGAAUUUGGAACUACGGAACAGAAGGAGAAAUAUCUACCCAGCAUGGCUAAGGGGAAGCUCCUUGGCGCGUUUGGACUCACAGAACCCAACCAUGGAAGCGACCCAGGAUCCAUGGAAACGAUGGCGCGACCGCACCCGACGAAAAAGGGAUAUUACCUUCUAAGCGGCUCUAAGACCUGGAUCACGAAUUCGCCUAUUGCUGAUGUGCUUAUGGUAUGGGCGAAGUUGCAAGAGACCGGUAAGAUCAGAGGAUUCCUCAUAGACAAAAAGGAUUGUCCGUCAGGUACACUGGAGACUCCGGCUAUCAAGAACAAGACCGGGCUCCGGGCUAGCAUUACCGGCAUGAUUCAUAUGGACGACUGCCCGGUACCGCAAGAAAACAUGUUUCCCGACAUCGAGGGAUUAAGUGGACCUUUCACUUGCCUGAAUAGUGCCCGAUACGGUAUCUCCUUUGGAACUAUGGGCGCCUUGGAAGAUUGUAUUAACCUAGCGCGGACAUAUGCCUUGGAACGCAAGCAAUUCAAAUCCAAUCCCCUCGCUAAGUAUCAACUUGUACAGAAGAAAUUAGCUGAUGCUGCAACUGAUGCUGCGUAUGGAGUGUUAGCGUCGGUACAAGUGGGUAGACUUAAAGAUGAGGGGAAAGCCACACCGGAGAUGAUCAGCAUGAUAAAAAGACAGAACUGCGACCGUGCGCUUGUGAAUGCGAGAGCAUUACAAGAGAUCUUCGGGGGGAACGCCGUUAGCGACGAGUACGGGAUCGGACGACACGUGGCUAACCUAUUCGUGACUCAGACAUAUGAAGGCCAGAGCGAUAUUCACUCUCUCAUUCUCGGAAGAGCCAUCACUGGAAUACAAGCUUUCGUAUGAAGAAACGAGCUGAACCAACCAAAGAGAUUCAUAUGUACCCAGAUCGUCGAGCAUAUCUGGGACAAUGUAGAUAUACCGGAUUAUAUCCAACAUGCAUACAUUAUGUAGAUUUGAAGCUAUUGAUUCGAGAGAUGAUAUCUCGCCAUUUUCCGCA